This is a messenger RNA of Sinocyclocheilus grahami, 1250 nucleotides long. Its product is annotated as DEP domain-containing protein 7-like. Bases 99 to 1250 code for a protein of 383 amino acids. Gene Ontology annotation, biological process: intracellular signal transduction. The record is from RefSeq and is a predicted model, not a curated record. NCBI's taxonomy places the organism in Eukaryota, Metazoa, Chordata, Actinopteri, Cypriniformes, Cyprinidae. The transcript is spliced from 7 exons.
ACUGUGAGUGUGAACAUCAAGUACUUACAGCGCGAGACUAAAAGCGAGAUGCUUUGCAUCAAUACAGCAUCGAGACAUCCGGCUUUAACCUGAACUACAUGCACAGACCUCCAGAGUCAGGGAUGGCUGGGAAGCCAUUCCGAGCCACGUACGUCUGGACGAACAUCAUCAACAACCUUCAGACACAGGUGGAGGUGAAGAGGAGACGCCACAAUCUGAAAAUCUACCAUGACUGCUUUCUGGGCUCCGAGGCUGUGGACGUGGUUCUGGCUCACAUCAUUCAGAGCAAGUUCUGCGGAGACACUGAGGUGCCUCGUUCCAAAGCCGUUCGCCUCUGCCAGGUCCUCAUGGAGACCAGAGUCUUUGAGGCCGUGGACACUAAGGUGUUUGGGAAAGAAAAGAGGCCAGUGACGUUUGAGGACAGCAGCUGUAGUCUGUACAGGUUUCUAAACAGACCGACCCCAAGCGCAUCAAGCUCAGAGACCAUUGAGAGUGGAUACGACUCUCUCGGCAUACAGAGGAACACGUACAGUCCACCCUACAAAAGGAAAGAAGAUUCUGUGUAUUCAAACAACUCACCUGUCAAAACGGAUAAAUCUCUGGAGGAUGUUUUGGGAAAUCUGAACAUGAACACAACCAUCACACCACAGAUGAGGAAUCUGGGGUUAUCACAGGAGUUGAUGGAUGAAAUAUGGCGGCAGCAGACGGUACUAAGACUCCUACAGCUGACUGAGCUGCCGCUUCUGGAGAGCCUGUUGGAAGGUCAAGAGAGCCCUCGCCCGCCCCUCCACAGCAUGGACAGUGACCCAGACUUCCUCUACACCAGCAGCUACCUGGACCGUGAGAUCCUCAAGGCCUUCAGCGAGGCUCACCACGUCUUUGACAUCCACUCAGGCGUCUCCGAGCUGCUUGUGAAUGGGAAGCAGGAGCAGGCGCUGGAGUCACUUCAGCUCUGUCUGAAGCUGCAGGAUUCACGCAGUAGAGAGGAGCUCCGCAGGCUACUGCGCUUUAUGGCACUCGCCGCCAGCCCUCAGGAGAUCAAACUACACAAAGAGAUAGAGAACCGAAUGGCAGUGAAGAGGGCGUUCUCCAAUGCUAUUGUGUAUGGGACUAAACUAGCCAAGGGGAAGGUUGAUCUUCUGGUUCUUUUCAUGACGGACAAGCACCAUGACCUCUUCAAGGUGAGUCAGCAGCUCAGACUGGCCGCUAAAAACACUACAAAACUAUCUGCACAGUGUGUGUGUGUGUGA